Molecule: messenger RNA, 2076 nt
Organism: Fusarium redolens
Lineage: Eukaryota; Fungi; Ascomycota; Sordariomycetes; Hypocreales; Nectriaceae
Exons: 3
Coding region: 1-2076 (691 amino acids)
Source: RefSeq, a predicted model, not a curated record
AUGACGGUACCUUGGAAGGUCAACUUCCUUGCAGCACUAUGGCUAAGUGCAACCUUUGUCAGUGCGAGCCUCAAACAAGAGACCUCCUCUGGAGCAGCCGUCUUCACGCACCCAGUCUAUCCUAGAGUUCUUGUCCCAAGGCAAGAACAAGAAAUUCCAGCUGAUGACCGGAAUCCUCCUCCCCCAAUCGUCCCCAAUCCUCAGCCAAAUGAACCAGCGCGCCCAAACACGCCUGUACCAGCUCCUGAGCCAGAAACAACAACUGAGCCCAACAAUCCUCCCCCACCAGUCACGACAACAGCAGCGCCGGCUCCUCAGGAGCCAGAGAUCACAACGGAGCCAGAGAACCCGCCUGCUCCAAUUACGACGGAGAAGCCAGAUACACCAGAGGAGCCGAAGACCACUGAUGUCGCUCCUGUACCAGUACCGGUUCCAGUUCCCAACAAACCUGAUGAUCCGAAGAAACCCGAUGACCCCAAGAAGCCAGAUGAUCCUAAGAACCCUGACGAUCCUGAGACUCCAGACAUUCCAGAUGUUCCCAAGAUCCCAGAUGUCCCUAAGGUCCCGGAUGUCCCCAAGGUUCCUGACACUCCCGAUGAUCCUAAGAAGCCUGACAAUCCUCAAGAUCCCAAGGACCCUGAAAACCCUGACGAUCCUAAGAAGCCGGAUGAUCCUAAAGACCCUAAGGAUCCCGAAAACCCAGACCCCAAGGACCCUAAGGAUCCCGAUCCUAAAGACCCUGAGAACCCUGAUCCUAAAGACCCCGAAGAUCCCAAAGAUCCAAAAGAUCCCAAAGAUCCUCAAGAUCCCAAUGAACCAGAUGAUUGCGAGAAAAAGGAUCCGGCACCAUGCACAAAGACUGUUUCCUUCUACUCAGAAAGCGAGACAUAUACCAGGUACGUCUACAGUCCAAGACCUCUUGUCAUCAGCAUUUCUAAUAGAGAACCUAUAGUACCCAUCUUCCCAGAGGAGUCAGUCCUCUGGGGCGACGUACCAGCCGACAACGAGGCCAUUCCUACAAUGGAAGCGAUCGAAGACGACACAUCUCGAUAUUUCCAGCAGGUCUUUGAUGAUGAAAACAUCUCUAUCAAUGAUGCUCAACACCCCGAUGUUCAAUGCCAACAACAAAGCAGCAACGACGUACCUCGCGAUUGCUUUAUGUCUAUCUACUCCAAGUUCUGCGCCGACGUUAAUGGACAUGAGGGCGAUGAGUUGAGCAAGAACCUCACUGGUGCCGAUGCUGAAAGCGGUUCUCAAGAGAAGCGCGCGUCGCUUAACAUGAGAAGACACAUGCUUCGGGAACGAGCUGAGCCUUGCGAUGGCUGGGUCUUCGAAUACGACUGGAGCGGUGCAAAGGGCGAUUGCCAGAUUCCCUGCGGUGAUUCAAUGUACGCUUUCGGCGACGAGUGUUUUGACUCUGAGAACAGCUUUCUCGAGGGUACUAUCGAUGUAGGAUGCGGUACCUACAAGUACACCGCUAUGCCUACCACGUCGACGACAGCACCACCUUUUCACUUAACUGGUCUACCAACUCUCACCGAUGUUCCUGGACCUAUCUCAACCCCUGACGGUAGCUCAUGCGCCGAGACAGCGACUAACACACAAUGUGCUCAGGGCGGAGGUGGUAGAGGACAAGCAUGCGUCGAGAACACAUACUGUGCCUCAUGGGUCUCAACUAAGCCAACAGAAGCUCCCGCACCACCAGAGCAGAAAACCACACCGUUAGAGUUGGGCCCAGUGUUCUGCAAGAACAAGGGAGGUGAUCACAAGGACGUCAGCCCAGGCGCUGUGCGCUCUUUGGCAGAUGCGUACUGCGAGGCCAACUUGCCUGUUGAGAUGAAGCCCGGGAGCCCUGUCUCUGGUACUACCAAGAGCGAUCUCUAUUACUACGAGGUUUCAUGGGUUGAGGGAUGCAAGACGACUGUGGAUUCACAGGAUCCGUAUACGCCGUUAGGAAAGGAUGGCCCGCUGUGCAAAGAUCUGUUUGUGAAGGCUUAUGCAGGCUGUGACAAUGGCGGUAUUGGAGGAUACAUUGAUGCGGGUUGUGUACGAUAUAUGUUCCUCGGCGCUCAGUAG